AGCUUUCCUGCUGUAACUCUUUCCUGCCAAGGGGGAAAAGAAGAUGCUAAAAAUACUUGAGGGCUCUACAGUACGGUGAGGAAGGCGGAUCCUCUGACGUCGCCGUGAAGCUGCUCGGCUGCGUCAGAGUCCAGCUGAGCGAAGGGAGAAGGAAACGAGGAAUAAAAAGGAAAGCUAUCUCUGAAGGGCUGGGGAGAGCGGACGGACAGUGUCAGGGAGACAGACCUGUGUCGUGCACACCGCGGACGGACAGACGGACAGACGGACAGAGAUGGAGGGCUCCACGGAGGAAGACUACAAAGAGAAAUUGUUAUGGAACGUUAAACGCGAGGUGAAGCAGAUUAUGGAGGAAGCAGUGACUAAGAAAUUUGUCCACGAAGACAGCAGCCACAUCAUUGCUCUGUGCACUGCUAUUGAGGCCUGCCUGAGUCACCUGCUGAAGAGACGGGCAGCUGGUUUUCUCCGCAGCGACAAGAUUGCCGCCCUCUUCACCAAAGUCGGCAAAGUCUACGAUACUGCUGGCGAGGUUUGCCGUAAGGUGCAAGAGCAACUCCAGCAGCAAGCUGAUCUCACCAGGAGAAGCCAGAGCGUGGGCCAUGAACCUCUGAGGAGACAGGGCUCCUCCACAACCAGCCGCCCCCCUCAGCCCCUCUCUGCCCAGGCCAUCAAACACAUCUGGGUCCGAACGGCUCUCUUCGAGAAAGUUCUGGACAAGAUAGUUCAGUACAUUGUGGACAACUCCAGUAAAUACUAUGAGAGGGAAGCUCUGAUGCAUGACUUAGUCUUCGGGCCCAUCUUGGCAGUCUUACUGGUUGGGCCCUGUGCUCUGGAAUACACCAAACUCAAGACGUCAGAUCAUUUCUGGACUGACCCUUCAGCCAACGAGCUAGUUCAGCGCCACCGCAUCCACGGGGCCCACCGGGGCCAGGACACAUCGGCCGGCCGCCGGCCUGCUCUGGGGAUUCGCAAGAGGCAGUCCAGUGGCAGCAUGUCAGAUGACAGGUUUGCUGCAUCAGCAAGGGAGUAUGUGGAGUCUCUUCACCAAAACUCCAGAACACACCUUCUCUACGGCAAAAACAACGUCCUGGUGCAACCGAAGAAGGACAUGGAGGUGUUGCGGGGCUACUUCUCACUCCACCAGGCUGGCGAUAACCUCACCCUCAAGUGGACACCCAACAAGCUCAUCAACGGCACUCUGGGAGACUGUGACCUGGAGAAGAGUAUCUACUGGGACUAUGCACUGACCGUCCCGCUGCGCCAGAUAGUCUGUAUCCACUGUCACCAACGCCCUGAUUGUGGUGGUACACUGGUUCUGGUUAGUCAGGAUGGAAUCCAGCGGCCGCCUCUCCACUUCCCCCCUGGUGGUCACCUCCUGGCCUUCCUCGCCUGUCUGGAAACAGGCCUUUUACCACGGGGUCAGCUGGAGCCCCCCCUCUGGUCCCAGAAAGGCAAGGGAAAAGUGUUCCCUAAACUGAAGAAGAGGAGCAGUACUGCCAGGCUCAUUGACCAGGACAGGAACGGUGAGGAGCCUACAGCUGCUGACUACGUGUUUCGCAUCGUCUACCCUGGAUACCGCUACGACGCCACAGUCACUAUAAACUACCACCACACCACGGGCAGCCGCGCUCCGUCGCUGGACGACGACGAGGAAGAGGAAGAUAGGCUCCAUGCUAUGAUCUCAAUGAUCUGCUCGCGGAACCUCACAGACCCUAAUGUCAUGAAAGACCACGGGGAGAUGAUGGAGAUGCAGGGUUUCGGAGGCAGCCCGUCGUCGUGGCAACAGGCCGGAGUACCCACUCUGGAAUCGCAGUGCCAGUCUUGCUCCACGGCUGGCAGCAACGUGUCGUUCGACUACCCGGCCGGCUGUACCUGCAUACACGACCCGCUAGACAUUCACACUAUUCCUCUUAAGAUGCUCUGCCAGAACAUGAAGAGGCAGAUAGUCUCCAGAGCCUUUUAUGGAUGGCUGGCCUACUGCCGACACCUGUCCACUGUGCGGACUCACCUGUCAGCUCUGGUCAACCACAACAUCGUCCCUCCAGACAGACCCUGCGAGGCGUCCGGGGGCCUCAGCAAGGAGGUGUGGAGCAAGUACCAGAAAGACUGCAAGAACUAUAAGGAGCUGGAGCUGCUAAGGCUGGUUUAUUAUGGCGGAGUGCAGCAUGACAUAAGGAAGGAGGUCUGGCCUUUCCUGCUGGGGCACUACAAGUUUGGCAUGGGCAAAAAGGACAUGAGCCAGAUUGAUGCAAAGAUCAGCGAGCGCUACCAGCAGGUGAUGCGGGAGUGGAAGGCCUGUGAGGUGAUUGUCAAGCAGAGGGAAAAGGAGAUGCAGUCGGCCAUCUUUGCCAAGCUCUCCUCAGGCAGCAGCAUCGACAGUCACGUCCUGCGACUCGUUCACAGAGACUCCACACUAAGCAAUGAGGUGUUUAUGUCGGUGGAUGAGCCGGAUGCAGGGAGCCAGGAGACGCCCAGUGGAGAGGACAGUACCCCCACCAUGACCACCCUGGGUCCCCCUGCAGCCCUCCCCCCAGAGGAGCGACCUCUGGUGGAGUUUGACUCCCCUGACUCGGGCCUCCCUUCCUCCAGAAACUACUCAGUGACCUCUGCUCAUUCCCAGAUCCUGUCCAGCAUAGAUGACGGUCAGAGCACGGAGGAGGAAGGGGGGGGCGGGGAGGAGGGCAGGACUUCGGGUGUGCUGGGGCGGCGUCAGGACUCUCUGACUGAGGACAGGUUGUGCAGUCAGCUGGACAAACUGGUGACCAAUGGAGCAGCUGCAGAGGCGAUAUCACCUUCACUCUCCUCAUAUACAAUCGAGCUGUUGGACACAAUCGCCCUCAACCUCCACAGGAUAGACAAAGAUGUGCAGCGUUGCGACCGCAACUAUUAUUACUUCACCACAGCAAACCUGGAGAAACUACGCAACAUCAUGUGCAGCUAUGUGUGGGAGCAUUUGGAGAUGGGCUACGUUCAGGGCAUGUGUGACCUGCUCGCGCCGCUCAUGGUCAUCCUGGAUGAUGAGUGCCUGGCGUACAGCUGUUUCACUCAGCUAAUGAAGAGGAUGAGUCAGAACUUCCCUAAUGGCGGAGCCAUGGACACACACUUCGCCAACAUGAGGUCACUGAUCCAGAUCCUGGACUCUGAGCUGUUUGAACUGAUGCAGCAGAAUGGAGAUUACACUCACUUCUACUUCUGUUACCGCUGGUUCCUGCUGGACUUCAAGAGAGAGCUCCUGUACGAGGACGUGUUUGCAGUGUGGGAGGUGAUCUGGGUGGCUCCCAGGAUUUCCUCACAGCACUUUGUCCUCUUUCUGGCCUUGGCCCUGGUCACAGUCUACCGUGAGAUCAUCGUGGACAACAACAUGGACUUCACUGACAUCAUUAAGUUCUUCAAUGAGAUGGCUGAGCGUCAUGAUGUCCAACAUAUCUUGAAGAUAGCGCGUGAGCUGGUGCACAAAGUCCAGUCUCUGAUGGACAACAAGUGACUAUAGAGGAAGGGAAGAAGGAGGAAUGGGAGGAUGCAGAGGGAGAGUGUCCGACUACAGGACACUCAGCUCUUCCUCUCAUCCCUCAGAGAGUGUUUCCAGGCCUUCACCUAUCCAGAGCAGGUCCAGGGAGUCCAGGUCUCCUCCCUGCCCAGAUGAAGGCCCUGGGAGUGUGCCAGGAGCGCUGCUGGAGCAGCCUGGCUCUGGGACGGCCUCGAUCUGUUUACAUUUACCUUCACAUGGAAUUCCCAUGGUGUCCGUACAGACAUGUGGAUUUGUCUGCAUGCUUGUGAGUUUGAUCACACUGUGAACACAUUCUUGAGUCUCCCCAGUCCUAUAGAGGAUGUGUGCGUGCAUUAAAACACACACACACACACACACACACACACACACACACCGAAACAACAUUGGUUCUACCAAUACUUCAGUUUUCUAACAUGUCACUCCUUUCCUAACUCUGAACUGAACAUUUUGAAUGCUUGUCUGGAAGGCUUUAGCGUUCUCAGUGUUUGAUAGAUUCUUCCAUGCAAUGCCAGUGGAGGCCACAAGGAGUGCAGGAUUUACAUACUACAUUGUCAGAGGAGCCAGAAAGUUUUCAUUAGUGACCAAAUGGACUGUGCCAACUACCUUUUCAUGAGUGUUUUCUACAACAAGCAUGUGUGUUUUUACCCCCCUUUUUCUUUAUGUUCAGGAGUUCAUUACCACACAAAUGUUGCCUUUAUCAGUAACAGCCCAAGGUACUUAGUUGCACUUUUUUGGGAGGAUUUCCUUCAUGGUGCCUGUGAAAGCCUCACCAGAGUUGGUGGGGGCCAGAGGCGCCACGAGAGGCCAAACUGUCGAGAAACUCUGGAUGAAUUGCAGCCAGUUUUCCUGAGCAUGUUAGUCAGUGGUUAAUGCAUGUUUAAUCCUCGUUCCAAGACAGAAGACACAUAGCAUCAGAGCACAACAGUAAAGACAAAAGCACACAGGCCUUACUCCUUAUUUUAAUAUAAAACAUGUGCAUCUCUAUUUAGUAGUACCAUGUUUUUUGUUCAGGGACCACUGGGGAUGCUGAGGUCAUGGCUAUGGUAAUAUUUUAUUUUUAAAGAUACUUUUUGGGCUUUUUAGGCCUUUAUUUAUAGGACAGCUGAAGAGAGGGAGAGAGAGAGGGGGAAUGACAUGCAGCAAAGGGCCGCAGGUCAGAGUCGAUCUCGCUGCCGCUGCGUCGAGGGGUAAACCUCUAUAUACGGGCGCACACUUUGGUAAUAUUUCUGGGAAUUUGGGGUGUUUAAUGACCAGAGGAUAAAUUAACAUUCUAUGAUAAAAAACACAUAUUACAACAUGUCAGUUUUUUAAGGCUGAUUUUUUUUGUAUUUAAAUUAAUAUCUUAAAAGUAACUGUUUUAAAGGGAUUUAGUAUUAUCCAACAGCUUUUAGACCAUUAUGUUAGUGUUAGAAAAUGCAAAUUUACAACUUUUAAACAUAAUUUUAAAGAAAUGUGAUUUUCUUACCUUCUCUCAGAAGGUACUGACUGAAGGAUACAUUUGUCCAAUAAGUUGAGUAUUAUAGAUUUGUGGCUGGUAAGAAGUAGACACAACAGGCUCAGAGAAAGAAUAUAUAAGAAAGUGAAAAAUGAAACCUGAUUAAGAAACACCUUUGAGAAUGGAAAGAAAGUAACACGUAUUGAGUAUAUUUACCUGUAUCUAAAUGUGGAUUUUCCUUAAUAAGAAGAAUACGACUGGCAUUAUUCUAGAUUUUUUUUGUUAUUGUCAACAAAUCCAGUGAAAAGACCAAAACCGUUCCAUUCUCUGUGGCCUCAGCCUCAUGCCCAUUGGUUCCUACUAAAGAAAAAUUGAGUAUCAAAAACAUAGCUUUUUUUAAAAGGCUAAGUAAUUUACUAAAAACAACUGGCCCCUUUAGUUUUUAAGCAAGCUUUACACAAACAAGAGUAAAUAGUGAAUUUGUUGGGGACUAUUUUCAGUGGUGGAUUAAUAUGCAUUUGAUGUGGUUCUUAGUAUUUUACAAUUAUUCUUUUGUGGGAAUAUGUCACCCUUCUCCCCUGGAUUUCUUGAAACAGACAUAGUUUUCUGAUAUUCUUUCAUAUUUGUUAGAUAAUGUGGUAACACUAGAGCAAUUUCUCUUAAAAGUACCUUAAUUAGUAUCUUACAGAAUGGUUUGAUUAUCUUGUCUUUUAAUAAUAAUAAUAAAUUGAAUUUAUAUAGCACUUUUCACAAACUCAAAGUCGCUUUACAGGUAGAUAUAAAGACAAACAAAACCAGAUUCAGGCACUGAUGAAAAGGGGAGGGGCGUGGGGGUACAGAUAGGCAGAGGUGAAGAGAUGGGUCUGGAAGAUGGUGAGGGACUCAGAGGAGCGGAUCUCUUGGGGCAGGGAGUUUCAGAGCCUGCUUCAGUGGCAAGGAACAAGAUAUAAGGCUACACACACAACACUUAUUAGUAGGAUAUGUUUAUUGUUGGUUUGGGUCUUUUCAUGGGAUUUAUUGCAAUAGAAAAAAAAUAUAACUAUUACCAGCCUUGUGCUUUACAUUAGUCCAUGUCUUUCUUCGGAACUAGAGACAAACAUGCUCACCGCUCUAAAGCACCACGAAGACUUUUUAUUGCAUUCAGCACUAUACUGUCAGGAAAUGUGGUUGCAAUUGUCCAUGUGGAACCUCAUUCUCCUCCUGCCUAAAGUCCAGCGUCUGAAAAUAAAACAUGCUUGGACUGGGUUGGUCUAAAUAACAAAUCUGUGGUCUGAGAAGAAGCUGAUUCCAACGCCAAACUUUCUCUAGUGUUCAGUGAAUCAGUAUUAGGUUGGUGCUGGCUUCGCAGUAACAGCACAGAGUACAUUCAUGUUUGUAUCUGAGAGGAUUUGGGACAUUUUUGAUACCGUUUCCAAUCCCCCUCGUCAGUGUGACCCUUUAUCUCCACCCUCCUCGUCUCCUCAAAACGUCCAACCGAGCUGCAUAUGAUUGGUCAUCCAGCACGGACCUGCACCUGUGAUUCAAGUGCCAAGAGUCUUCCCCAAUCCUGAAGUGUACUGUAGUCAUCCAGCUCUCUGAUUUACUAGUUUGAUCCCAGGAACGGGCGGUGGUGUAGAUGCACCUCGAUGUACAUCCUCGCCACUCAACCACCCUGCCGCCAUGGCAACGGACGAGGGUCGCCGGGGGAACAGGGGCCCGUAGCAGAGCUUUUUCUUCCAAUCAGGACAUUGUGUACCAAAGCCUUGAAACAGCCCCCUCUGUGGCAUGACAACAACGUGCAAUUUCAUACUGCAUGUUAAAGACUGACUGUUUACUAUGUGUGUAAAAUAUUUUUGAAAAUGGUGAUCUUGGAUUAUUUAACUACUGUGCAAUUUCUGUCGUUUGAGAAAAUCCUUCAAAGUCUAUAUUGCUGUUAAUACGAACCGAAAGCCCAAUAUUUCUAUGAAGACAGUAAGAACAUAUAUAUAUAUAUAUAAAACUUAUUUUGAGAUCUAUUUUUAUGUUGGUUUUAGCAGCACUAGUUGGAGGUGUAUACUGUGCAGAAAUGCAGAAUGUUUGCAGACUAUGUUACACGUUGACUGUUAAGUGUUUUUUCCUCAAUGUUGUGCACUGACUUCAAGAUUUCAAAUUUCUAUUUAUUUAAAGAGCCAAUGAUUGCAUUGCUGAAUAUGUAUUGGUAAGGAUGUAUAAUUUGCCUUGAAUGUAAUGUAUUAUUAAAUAAGAGGUUGUUCUGUA
Molecule: messenger RNA, 7175 nt
Organism: Perca flavescens (yellow perch)
Lineage: Eukaryota; Metazoa; Chordata; Actinopteri; Perciformes; Percidae
Gene: sgsm2
Product: small G protein signaling modulator 2
Exons: 25
Coding region: 272-3481 (1069 amino acids)
Biological process (GO): activation of GTPase activity
Molecular function (GO): GTPase activator activity
Source: RefSeq, a predicted model, not a curated record